Molecule: messenger RNA, 242 nt
Organism: Scutellospora calospora
Lineage: Eukaryota; Fungi; Glomeromycota; Glomeromycetes; Diversisporales; Gigasporaceae
Source: the annotation of a GenBank genome assembly
UGACUUGCGGUCUUUAUUUUCCAUUAAUUGGAACACUUCGAGCAAAAGUGAUUUCUGAAAAUAUAAGAGCUACCGUUGGAAAUUUGUUUAGAGUGCCUUUGAAUUUAAUAGUAGUUUCUAUAUUGGUUUCAGAUACUUCUAUUUCAGAACAAUGCCUUUUUUGUAGUUUUCUACUUUUCGUAGCUUUUAUUUGGUCAUUUUGGCUUCCAAUGUCUACGCUACAAUAUGAUUUAAUUAAUUAA